Racocetra persica is the source of this 156-nucleotide messenger RNA. NCBI's taxonomy places the organism in Eukaryota, Fungi, Glomeromycota, Glomeromycetes, Diversisporales, Gigasporaceae. The record is from the annotation of a GenBank genome assembly.
GAAAAAUUUGAAACAAUAAUACACACAGCCCUUUCAGGCAAUUCUGAGCAAUUGUUUACAAACGAUGAACCCGAAAUACAUAUAAAUGAUAAUCAAAUGGGUGCCGAGUGGAUCAAUGAAUUUAAAGACUUUGAAUUGGAGGAGCUUUAUGAUUAG